AUUAAAUGGUAAGACUUUUUAAGAGUUAGAAAGCAGAGUAAAAUUAAAGGUAAACUUAAAAGACUAUUUAAAAUUUUAAUGUAUUUUUGUGUUUUCUACGACAAUAUUGGCAAAAAGUUAGCGGUGGGUGUAAGCUUUCCAAAAGAAAAGAUAACAGAAUUGAGACGAGACGCAGGUUGUAGAGAAACGCCGGCUUUGAACUCUUUUCAACCUUUUUCACUCAGACGGACCAAACAAAAAUUUUUUUUUUCUCUCAACUCCACUCAUCACAGGGAUUCAAGCCAAAAAAAAAAAAAAAAAAAAAAAAACCAUUUCUCAGAACUUUCAACAUAAGAAACUGGUGAGGAUACAAGCCGAAACGCCUUGACGAGUUGAGCUAUACACUCUCAUAAUAUUUCAAAAUCCAAAUCUGACGCUGAAAACCAUUUGAAUCAUUGAGACUGAAAUGGAUAGCUAUCGCCAGGAAAAAAUUCAGAAAUUUGAGGAAUUCGUCGACCGCCGAUUGAAACCUGACCUCAUUCGUGCUAUAGCUGAACGGGACAAGGUUUUUGAACAGCAAAAAACUUUCUCAGAUUUACGAAGGAACAUAGAGAACUUGGAGAAGAAUAGUGUUACCAGUCUUAGAACACUGGUUAAUCUUGGCUCUGAAGUGUACAUGCAAGCUGAUGUCCCAGAUACAAAACGCAUAUUCGUGGAUAUUGGACUAGGAUUUCAUGUGGAGUUCACAUGGUCAGAAGCUAUAAAUUUCAUAUCUCAAAGGGAGGAGAAACUAUCCAGGCAAAUUGAAGAGUAUACUCGUCUUAUUGCAUCAAUCAAGGCCCAGAUCAAGCUGGUUUGCGAAGGGAUUCGGGAGUUGCUCCAACUUCCAGCAGAGAAACCUUUACCAGAGUGAAUUUUUUAAGGUUAAUGCUACUUCUGCAUGACAUAAAGCGAAGAAGAAUAUGAUAUUGUCCGUUUUACACAUAAAUCUUGUCUGUUUCUUCAAUCUCAAUCCAAAAUAUGACAAAGUAGAUUAUUGUGGUUAAGAGUUUGCAUUCGAGUCUGAGAGCAAGUUUUUAGUUUCCAAGCUCCAAUUGCUUGUAAGACUCAGUAGAAAACCAAACCAGCAUAUUGAAAGUUAUAGAGUUUCUUAAUCCAUGGUAAUCAAUUGCCAAAACAGAAACAACAAAAACAGAAAUAAGAACAACCAUGGUAGCUACCAUAACAGGAGUAAGGUAAA
Morus notabilis is the source of this 1219-nucleotide messenger RNA. Its product is annotated as protein UXT homolog. Gene Ontology annotation, biological process: positive regulation of transcription by RNA polymerase II. Lineage: Eukaryota; Viridiplantae; Streptophyta; Magnoliopsida; Rosales; Moraceae. The transcript has 7 exons. Gene Ontology annotation, cellular component: chromatin; mediator complex. The coding region runs from base 446 to 892 and encodes 148 amino acids. The record is from RefSeq and is a predicted model, not a curated record. Gene Ontology annotation, molecular function: transcription coregulator activity.